Messenger RNA from Oryctolagus cuniculus (rabbit), 1875 nucleotides. RefSeq names its product RLA class I histocompatibility antigen, alpha chain 11/11. Gene Ontology annotation, biological process: positive regulation of T cell mediated cytotoxicity; immune response; antigen processing and presentation of endogenous peptide antigen via MHC class I via ER pathway, TAP-independent. Gene Ontology annotation, cellular component: external side of plasma membrane. Gene Ontology annotation, molecular function: peptide antigen binding; signaling receptor binding. The record is from RefSeq and is a predicted model, not a curated record. NCBI's taxonomy places the organism in Eukaryota, Metazoa, Chordata, Mammalia, Lagomorpha, Leporidae.
AUUGGUCGACUAGUUUCUAAAGGAGCCAAUCAGUGCCGCCGGUCCGAUUAUAAAAUCCUCAAGGAGCAGCAGUGACUCAGAUUCUCCCAAGACUCAGAUGAUGGGAUCCAUGGCGCCUGGGACCCUCCUCCCGCUGCUCGCUGGAGCCCUGACCCUGACCGAGACCUGGGCGGGCUCGCACUCCAUGAGGCAUUUCUUCACUUCGGUGUCCCGGCCUGGCCUGGGAGAGCCGCGAUUCCUCGCCGUGGGCUACGUGGAUGACACGCAGUUCGCGCGCUUCGACAGCGACGCCGCGGCUGCGGGUAUGGAGCCUCGGGCGCCGUGGAUGCGGCAGGUGGAGCCUAGGUACUGGGACAUGCACAGGCAGAGAUUCGAAUGGGGCACACUGAGUUUCCGGGAGUACCUGAGCAACCUGCGCAUCUACUACAACCAGAGCGAGGAAGGGUCUCACACCAUCCAGGGGAUGUAUGGCUGCGAAGUGGGGCCAGACGGGCGCUUCCUCCGGGGAUACAGUAUCUUAGCCUACGACGGCGCCGACUACCUCGUCCUGAAUGAACACCUGCACUCCUGGACCGCGGUGGACACCAGGCCUAACAUCUGGAAGCCCGAGUGGGAUGGGAAGCAGUGCACGUCCUACCUGGAGGGCGCGUGUGUGGAGUGGCUCCGUGGGUUCCUGGAGAUGGGGAAGGAGACCCUGCAGCGCGUAGAUCCCCCCAAGACACAUGUGGCCCACCACCCCAUCUCUGACAAGGAGGCCACCCUGAGGUGCUGGGCCCUGGGCUUCUACCCUAAGGAGAUCUCGCUGACCUGGCAGCGGGAUGGAGAGGACCAGACCCAGGACACGGAGCUCGUGGAGACCAGGCCUGGGGGCGACGGAAGCUUCCAGAAGUGGGCGGCUGUGGUGGUGCCUUCUGGGGAGGAGCAGAGAUACACGUGCCGUGUGCAGCACGAGGGGCUGCCCGAGCCCCUCACCCUGAGAUGGGAGCCUCCUGCUCAGCCCACCACGCUCAGUGUGGGAGUAGUUGCUGGCCUGGUCCUCGGAGCUGUGGUCACAGCAGCUGUGGUUGCAUUUGUGAUGAGGAAGAGGAAGAGCUCAGUUAAUAAUGGAAGGAGGUAUGCUGAGUCUACAGACAGCAAGAAUUCCCAGGAUUCUCAUAUGUCUCUCACGGCUUCUACAGCCACAGCAUGAGACGUGCCUUGUGUGGCACUGCGUGACGCAAGCUUUGUUCAAGACCUCUCCUCCCGGAGCAUCCACUUUAAGAGUUCCUGACUUCUCCUUCUCAGCUUGCAUCUGAAUGUGUCUGUGUGAUGAUGCCAUGAAGUAGGAUGCUGGGAGGCUGGCCUUACAUGCCCACCAAGGCCUCCCCCACUCUGACCUGUAUUCUCUUCCCAACCAACUUCCUGUUCCAGCUACAUGGGGCUGGGAUGUCUCCAUCGUUUUAACCACGAACUGCAACAAUGGACUCCAACUUCUUACUUCCCUAUUGGGAGUAAGAGUCUGGAAAGAAAUAAUUUUUUAAAAUUCUUCCCUGAGAUUUUGAUUGUUUAAUUAGAGAAUAAUAAGAGCUUUCCAAUUUGAGAGGUGAAAUAAAUGGAAGGUGACCUGAGCACCUCUGGGAAUCCAUGUGUUUGCUAGGUUGAGUCUGUUACAGGCAGGGACAGAAACUGAGGACUUUCCAUGAGGGGCCCAGUGUUGUGCAGCCGGGCCCAGUUAUGCUCACUCCAUCGUGGGCUUUGAUAAUCGCUUUGUAGCUGGCUCCUGGUUUCAGCCUGUUCCAGCCAGCACUGUUGCUGCCAAUCAAGUAGUGAAGCAGUGAAUGGAAAAAUAUCUCUCUCCUCAUCUUUUUAAUAAAUGUUUAUUUAUUUAAAAAAUGA